AUGAGCUCAGAUACCUCUCGCGCUGGAACUCCCACCGAGGACUCUAACUCCUUCACUCCCAUCAACUCCCCCAAGGGCCGAGAGCUUGACGCAGCCAUGAAACCAAAGCAGGGAGAACAGGACGAGAACCUCUCUACCUCGGCUGCCCGAAGCCAAAAUGUGAAAGAAGCCAAAUCCUCACCCGCCAAAAAGCCCGGCACCACGCCUGCAAAGGGCUCUAGAGCCUCAUCCACCCCUAGUAAGCGAGCCCACAAGACCGCUGGCGACACUACAACCCCGACCAAGCGAGCCAGAAAAGACAGUACCGGCAGCCCCAGCACCAAGGGAGCCAGCCCACGCAAAGCAGCACUCCCGCCCGUCCCUUCCUCGCUCGCCGAAGCAGGAACGGAGGACAAGAUGAUCCUCAACCUGCGCGACGUUGAGGGCAAGUCGUGGGGGGAGAUCACCAAGCUGUUCAUCUCCGUUACGGGUAUUCAAGUCGGGGGCACUACGUUGCGGCUUAGGCAUGCGGCUAUGAAGGCCAAGUUUGUGGAGAUUCCGGAUGAGGAUGCCACCCGCCUCCUCCGCCUCAAGAAGGAAAUCGAAGACAAAUUCGAGUCUGAAAAGUGGGCGAGGAUCUCAGAGGCGAUUGUCACCGACGGAGGAGCCAAGUAUCCCACCGCGGCACUGCAGAAGAAGUUCAAGCAGUUGGAUAAGGAUGGUGUGUCUGCUGCUUCUAUUGCAGCCAAUUGUGGUGUUACUGCUUCUACAGGCGCUGUGAACAAUGUGAAUGGAGGAGACGAUAGCGAAGAAGACGAGGAUGAGGAGUAG
Messenger RNA from Aspergillus calidoustus, 810 nucleotides. The record is from the annotation of a GenBank genome assembly. NCBI's taxonomy places the organism in Eukaryota, Fungi, Ascomycota, Eurotiomycetes, Eurotiales, Aspergillaceae.